Molecule: messenger RNA, 2433 nt
Organism: Jaculus jaculus (lesser Egyptian jerboa)
Lineage: Eukaryota; Metazoa; Chordata; Mammalia; Rodentia; Dipodidae
Gene: Ica1l
Product: islet cell autoantigen 1 like
Exons: 12
Coding region: 116-1480 (454 amino acids)
Biological process (GO): regulation of transport
Cellular component (GO): Golgi apparatus
Molecular function (GO): protein domain specific binding
Source: RefSeq, a predicted model, not a curated record
GAGCUCGGGGAAGGAGGCGGCGCGCUCCUGCCGGUCCCUCCGCUUCCCCAAGCGAGCACGACCCGGGCGCGGACCGGGGAAACGGCUGGCGAAGGCGAGCGGACCACGUUAUUCCAUGGAUUCCUUUGGGCAAAUCAGACCAGAAGAUAACCAGUCAGUAGUGAGCAGAAUGCAAAAGAAAUACUGGAAAACUAAGCAGGUGUUUAUCAAAGCAACAGGAAAAAAAGAGGAUGAGCACGUGGUUGCAUCGGAUGCUGAGCUGGACGCUAAGCUUGAGGUUUUUCACUCCAUUCAAGAGACAUGCAAUGAACUUCUGAAGAUAGUUGAGAAAUACCAGCUAAGACUCAAUGUUAUAUCAGAGGAAGAAAAUGAGCUAGGGCUCUUCCUAAAGCUUCAAGCAGGACGGGAUGCAACCCAAGCUGGCAAAGUGAUGGAGGCCACUGGCAAGGCACUAUGCUCUUCAGCCCAGCAAAGACUGGCCCUGUGCACUCCUCUGUCUCGUCUCAAACAAGAAGUAGGAACAUUCAGUCAAAGGGCCGUAGCCGAUACCUGGAUGACGAUUAACCGGAUGGAGCAGGCGCGCACAGAGUAUAGAGGUGCUUUGCUGUGGAUGAAAGACGUAUCCCAAGAGCUGGAUCCAGACACCUUAAAACAAAUGGAAAAGUUCAGAAAAGUACAGGUCCAAGUGAGAAAUAGCAAAGGUUCUUUUGACAAGUUAAAGAUGGAUGUCUGUCAGAAAGUGGAUUUACUUGGAGCUAGUCGCUGCAAUAUGUUAUCUCACUCACUCACUACCUACCAGAGAACACUGCUUGGAUUCUGGGAGAAAACAGCUCGGAUGAUGUCCCAAAUCCAGGAAGCCUAUCUUCACUUUCACCCAUACGAUUUUGUAGCUCUCAAGCAACUACAAGACACUCCAGGCAAGCUUACUGCAGACCAUAAAGAACAGAUAGAAGGCAGUUUUCUUACUGACAACCUCAAUAGAGUAGUUUUGUCAGAAGGAGAAGAAGCAAAAUUCGGGAGAGAGCCAGUUGCAAAAGAUCUACCAGUAGAUUCACUGGAAGGAGAUGAUUUUGAGAAGGAAUUCUCAUUUCUGAACAGCCUCCUAAGUCCCGGUUCCUCAAGCACUAGUGAAUUUACACAAGAAUGUGAGACUUCCUGCGGGAGCCUCAGUGCCCAGCUCACACCCCAGGAGCCUUCUGUGCAAUCUGAGCCUCUGGCUUAUUCUUCUCAGUUCCUUCCCUCGCAAGUCUUUGACCUUGGCCUUCAUGCUGCUGGAUCCUUCAACAGCUGGGCCUCCCAAGAGGGAUCAGCACACACUGAUGACAUACCAGUGCCUUUACAGAGUCCAAGAAAAUUAACCAAAUCCCCCAACAAUGGUAAUCAAGACAUGUCAGCCUGGUUCAAUCUAUUUGCAGAUUUGGAUCCACUCUCAAAUCCAGAUGCCAUUGGACACUCAGAUGAUGAGCUUCUCAAUGCUUGACCGAAGUUACUUCAUUUCAGUGGCCUUGAGACAUCAAGGUUGCAACAUGCUGCCUUUGUGGAAAGGAGUUUAUAUUGUAACCCACAACAGAAGCAUGGUGUUUGUGGUUAUAACGCCUGUCAACUAAUUUUAGUCAGAUGCUCAUGACAACAUUUGAAUAUAUUAAGUAUAUAUUCAAUGUUGGAUUUGCAAGCUAGGAUAAUAUGUGGAAAUUUUUAGAAACUACUGCGUGCAAUACUCAGAUAUCAAAUUUUAUGUGUAAAUUAGCAGGAACUGGACUUGUUUCUUUUUUGGGGGCGGGAGCAGUUUCUUUAGGUGUUUGGUGUUUAAGUUACUUUGUUGGCUAUGAGAAUUCUAUGAUAUGGAUAAAAGAAUGUACGCUGGCAAUGGUUUGGAACUUUGAUUUUUUCUUUUUGAAAUAGAAUAAUGGGGUGAUUUUUUGUUGUGGAAAACAGCACAAGAACUAGGCCAGUUCUGCCUUUGGCUAGAAAGGUAGAAGACUAGAGAACUCAGUUUGCUUUAUGAAAUCAGAGAGACUGGUACAUGGUUUUCUACACGUGAGGCUAAGAUGUAAUGUCGCCUUCUAUUCAUACAAAAUCAUGGACAUUCCUCACUCCAUUAUUCAACUUUCAUGGGGGAAACAGCAGGAUGACUGAUUUGAAAGCCUAUCCUCUAGAAAUGGGAGCAAUCGUCUUUCUAGUUCAUGAACCACAAGCACAGGCAGCGACCGCUGAGGCACCGUGUGAGUCUUCAGGUUGCUUCCCCUGCGGCGCGUCAUCUUCAUGCUCUUCCCGCAAGGAAAACGAGGACAUGCCUACCUGGCACGGAUAUUCCUGAGAUCAUCCAGAAACUUCUAUCUGAAUGAAGGCACCCGUAUACAUGUUUGCAUACUUCUCAUGACUUCAGAAUAAACGUGAACUCAGAAUGCUUUCCAGCGGAUACAGAAAACUCUA